Molecule: messenger RNA, 4348 nt
Organism: Ceratina calcarata
Lineage: Eukaryota; Metazoa; Arthropoda; Insecta; Hymenoptera; Apidae
Gene: spel1
Product: DNA mismatch repair protein spel1
Exons: 14
Coding region: 1468-4200 (910 amino acids)
Biological process (GO): mismatch repair; mitotic recombination
Cellular component (GO): nucleus; MutSalpha complex
Molecular function (GO): ATP-dependent DNA damage sensor activity; mismatched DNA binding; ATP binding
Source: RefSeq, a predicted model, not a curated record
GCCAAAAAUUAGUUGACUUAGAGAACAGACUGUUGGUUGAGAUGAUCUCAGUGGCAGUAUAUUGAUAUCUACUACAUGGAAGUUGGAGCAAUUCAAUUUAUGUCUGCUUCCCCUUCUUUGUACCUCAUCUCUAAAAACAUUCUCUUUCAAUCUUACAUGAUGUUUUCUGUACAUUUAGCUCAUACAUAUCCUUAUCAAUACCAAUAACUCACAUUGAUUCAAAACUAACAAAUAUCCAUUUCUCUGAAAAGGAACACUAACGAAGAUUUCUACUUUUUGAUUUGCAAGUUAAUAUUAAACGUUCAUCUUAUUAUAAAUAUUACAUACUAAAUAAUCAGCACAUGGCAGUAAAAAGAAAAUUGUUUCUGCCUAAAAUUCUUAGAAUUAGAACAUGAUUAAAUUCAUUAUAUCAUCUCUUUAUAAUAUAAUUAUAGGUUUUGAUACUAGUAAUACAAAUUUGACUUGAUGUGUCAUUGGUGAUGUCAUUCUAAAUCUAUAACAUCCUGGUUGUGACUAUUUAAUUUAUUCGUAUUUCAUAAUAGGCAUGAUUCAAGGUGACAAGUGAGAUGACCAACGUGCAUCGGUGCAUCUGAUCUUCUCAUAUUUUAAAUUUUUUUGCACAUUGUUUUCAGUAGUAUACAAAUCAAUAAGCAAUUAAUAAGACACCCUUUAAUUUCUAAAUUCUUUCAAUUAUAUAUUUCAAUAAAUCAAACUGAGAUAGUUAACAGUGCAUUCAUAAUGGCCUACUUAAAAUGCGUAUUACUGACCUUCCUGGAACAUGAACUGUGAUCUCAGAAUAAAAACAGUUCUAAGAUAAUGUUACUGAGAUUUCUGGUCUUCCCUGUUGGAUUUUCCACUCUAUUUCUUUUGAAUUACACAUGAUUUAUAGAAAUUUGUGUCACGAGUAUUAUAUCACUCAAAUACGUAAUAGUUUUAUACAUAGAAUUAAUUAACGUAUAUAAUUAAUGAGAAAUUAAUCAAUAAAUAUACACUUCAUAAUGCUCUAUUGUACCUGUCUUUACAAAUUAAUUUCAAUAUUUUCUAAAAAUAAAUCAAUGCUUAUUAUAAAUUAAUAUGCAAUGCAUCUUUAAAUUAAUGUUGAAUACUUGCUAUAAAGUGACAGAUUUUCCUUGAAAUUACAUUAAUCAGUUCACGACUGUCUGACCCUAGAUAGACAUUGACCUACAGAUACGUAAUAAGAUUCUUCUUUUCUUGGAAGCAAUUGUUAUGUUUUGAUUUGUCAAUAAUCGUAAUUCUUGUAUCAACAGUUUCCUUUUUUUGUAAUACAUGGAUUAUUUAAUAUAACAAGUUAAUAUGUAGUUUUCUGUGGUAAAGUCUGGCGCAUUUCUUGAAUUAGUAAAUGCACUAUAAGUUCGUAGUAGUCCUACCAUCAUUGCUACUUCAGUUAGUCAUCUUAAAGGGAUAUGCUGAUCACAAAAAUUAAUAACGUAUAGAAAUAGGUCGAGGAUGCUUAAAAGGAUAAGCUCUCGGUCAUUAUUACAAUCUGAAUACACGCAUUAUCAAAAACUGAAUACUACUAUCCGAUUCUUCAAUAGAUUGGACUAUUACACGCUACAUGGUAGUGACGCAUUAUUUGCUGCUCAGGAAGUUUUCAAUACCACUUCUGUGUGUAAAAUAAUAGGAGAAGGUUCACAAAAAAUUGAGGGUGUAAUACUUAAUAAAAAUCAUUUUGAGUCUUUCAUACGUGAUUUAUUAUUAGUAAAACAAUACAGAGUAGAAGUGUAUGCUAAUCAAGGAACAAGUAGAGAUCAUAAUUGGGUAUUGCAGUAUAAAGGAUCACCUGGAAAUCUGGUACAUUUUGAAGAUAUACUUUUUGGCAAUAAUGAUGUUUCUGUUAGUGUACGCGUGAUAGCAGUAAGAUUGGGAAUGGAAGGGAAACAUAGAAUCGUCGGUUUGAGUUGUGUAGAUACUACAGCAAAUUCAUUCUCUGUUUGUGAGUUUAAAGAUAAUGAAUCAUUCUCGGAUUUGGAGUCACUUGUUGUUACACUUGCUCCUAAAGAAUGUUUGUUGAUUCAUGGUGAAGGGAGUUAUGAGUUUGAAACUCUAAAGCAAGUCAUGGAGAGAAAUAAUGUUCUGGUUACUACAAGAAGGAAAAGUGAAUUUUCCAGUGAAUCUGUUAUACAAGAUUUGAAUACUUUAAUUAAAUUCAAUAAAUCUCAACAACCAAAUGCGCAAUGUCUUCCCGAAGCUCAUUUAGAUUUUGCAAUGUCAGCUAUCUCUGCUCUUAUCAAAUAUUUAGAUUUAACGUCGGAAGAGGGAAACUUGAAUCAAUUUAGCAUAGACCAAAUACAGCAGUCACGUUAUCUGAAAUUGGAUUCAGCAGCUAUAAAAGCACUUAACAUUGAACCUUGUGGUGAUAACACUUCCAUUUUGUGUGAAAGUACACCUGCAAGUAUUUUGACGCUUUUAGAUAAAUGUCGCACACCUCAAGGACACAGGCUUCUUGCUCAAUGGAUUAGACAACCUUUGAAAGAUUUAUCUCUUAUAAAAGAACGACACGAUAUUGUUGAAGAAUUAGUAAACUGUAAUGAAUUAAGAUCAAAUCUCAACAAUGAUUAUUUAAAACGCAUGCUUGACUUUGAAGUAUUUGCGAAAAAAUUGGCGAGAAAGAAAGCAACCUUGCAAGAUUGUUAUAAGAUUUAUAUGUGUGUGUCAGAGUUACCUGGAUUACUUGAACAAUUUUCCAACACAGAUAUAGUAGCUAUGAAGACAAUGAUCACUGAUCCUUUAAAAGACAUUAUCAAAAACAUAGACAAAUUUCAGCAAAUGAUUGAACAUACAAUUGAUUUAGAAGCUGCUGAGAGAGGAGAUUUCCUAGUAAAAGCUGAAUUUGGUGAUAAUUUAAAAGAUUUGAAAGAUACUAUGGUAAAAAUAGAGAAGAAAUUACAGUCAGUAUCGCGUAAAGUCGCCGACGAUCUUUCUCUCGAACAUGGUAAAUCGCUAAAAUUAGAAUCGAAUCCGCAAUUUGGCUAUCAUUUCCGCGUGACAAUGAAAGAAGAAGAGGCAUUGAGAAAUAAAAAUAAAUACUCUAUUUUGGAUUCCAAUAAAAGUGGCGUGCGAUUUCAAACUGAUCAACUAAAUGAUCUGAAUAACGAGUACACUUCUGUCAAAAGUAAAUACAUGGCAGAGCAAAAAAAAGUUGUUGCAGAUGUAAUAGAAAUUGCAGCUACUUAUACUAGCCAGAUAAAAAUAGCUGGAAACAUAAUUGCCUAUCUUGACGUGCUUACUGCCUUUGCAACUGCCGCUGUAAGUGCCAACAAACAGUAUAUUCGUCCUGAAAUGUUACCUAGCGAAUCAGGCGUAUUUCAUCUUACCCAAGUUCGACAUCCAUGUUUGGAAGGUCAGGAAGGAAUAGAUUAUAUAGCCAACGAUGUUAAUUUUAAAAGAGGAGAUAACCAUUUUUCUAUAAUAACUGGUCCAAAUAUGGGAGGUAAAAGUACAUAUAUAAGAUCCAUUGGGAUUGCUGCUUUAAUGGCACAUAUUGGUAGUUUUGUUCCUUGUGACAAUGCAAAAAUAUCACUAUUAGAUUCCAUAUUAUCCCGUGUAGGGGCAGAUGAUUCACAAUUAAAAGGUCUCUCUACAUUUAUGAUGGAAAUGAUGGAAACUACGUCUGUAUUAAAAUCAGCAACAUGCAAUUCUCUCGUAUUGAUUGAUGAACUAGGCAGGGGAACGUCUACGUACGAAGGUUGUGGUAUAGCUUGGUCAAUUGCGGAGUAUUUGGCGAAGAAAGUUAAAUGUUUUUGCUUGUUUGCGACACAUUUCCAUGAAAUAACUAGACUAGAAGAAGAAAUACCUGGCGUCAGGAAUGAACAUGUGACUGCUCUCGUUGAUGAUGAUAAAUUAACAUUGUUAUAUAAAGUAAAACCGGGUAUAUGCGAUCAAAGUUUUGGAAUUCAUAUUGCUAAAAUGGCUGGCUUGCCGCAAGAUGUGAUAGAGUUCGCUAAGCGUAAGCAAGAAGAACUUGAAUAUUACCAAAAUUCAGUUUUUGAAGGGUCUGACAAUCCAUAUAAAAAACGAAAAAUUAUCAAGGAAGCUGAAGUUCUUAUUUCGGAAUUUAUUGACAAGUGUAAGAAUUUAGAUAAAUCAUUAUCUGAUUCUGAGUUAGAACGAAAAGUUUCAAUAUUUAAAGAAGAAGUUUUGUCACACAAAAAUCCUUACGCUCUCCUUGCAGCCUCAUAAAUGAAAUGAAAACGUGAAUAAGAUGAGCAGUAUUAUCAUUAUUUAUAUUUAAGUACAAAAGGGAAAAUGUUAGAAAUGAUGUUCUACAAUACUUACUAGUUUUUGUACAAAUAUAUAAUAUUUUGUAAUAAAAUAAUUGUCGAAUGAA